AUGGAGAGUGGAUCACGCCGCAAACAGCUGCGACCUGCACGAGUGAACGACGACGACGAGCAGCCGUCUCCUCCUGUCACCACCGUACUACGAUCUACCGUAGUGUCACCAAGCCAAAUGAGUACGUCCAAUGGUCGAUCGCCAUCGGUCAACGACAACACUCAGCCGAUGUUCAUGAAUAACGUCAAGUUCGAAGUGGACGAGGAUGAAGCGCCCACCGGCAUCGAAAUGAUGUCGGGUGAAACUCGUGGACCUUUCCCUGUCAAGGAGCUCAGAAUGUCCAACAGUGAAGCUGAGUUCGCUAUCACGUUGGUCGACCAAAUGGGUAACAAGCACUAUUUCGACGUGGAUUCCAUAGAUCCUUUAAUAAAAAGGAUCAAACCCUGUCCUAACGCCCUCGAAGCAAACUGCAUUCUCUUUCAUGUCGGUCUCCGGGAAGAAGAUAUGGAGUGCGUUGUAUUGAAAGAAUUCCUCUCAUCCAGUGAUUUUCCCUGA
Messenger RNA from Cooperia oncophora, 495 nucleotides. The record is from the annotation of a GenBank genome assembly. NCBI's taxonomy places the organism in Eukaryota, Metazoa, Nematoda, Chromadorea, Rhabditida, Trichostrongylidae.